ACCAAAAUGGAUCAUUCAGAAAACGUUCCAUCUAAUGAUCAACACGAAAAUGUCACCCUUGUUGCACCAUCAGAAGGUUCACCUUCUUCUUCGUACUUGACAAGAAAUCAAGAGCACGAGAUCAUGGUCUCUGCUCUGCAACAAGUGAUAUCUAACUCCAGAGCUGACGCGUCAUCAUCAAACUUGAUCGCAAGCGAAGGUCUUCCGCCUCCAGACGCUGGCCCUUGUCCUUAUUAGGACAUAAUUCCUCUCUGUCGCAUCACCGGUUGCGAAGGCUGCACAUUACAACGGCCGCACCGAGAGAUAGAGAAGGAGAAGAAAUACAAAGGAGUGAGGAAAAAGCCAUCGGGUAAAUGGGCGGCGGAGAUAUGGGAUCCGAGUUCGAAAUCAAGGAAGUGGCUUGGAACGUUUCUAACGGCAGAGACGGCGGCGAGUUCUUACGAUGAGGCUGCGCGGAGCUUGUCAGGAGAAUCAGCAAGACGUGGCAAAACGAACGGAGGAAGAAUUAAACGGCGGCGGAGAUGACUGAGAAGGACAUGGACACAUGGUCGGUGAUCAUACACGGCGAAGUGGAAAUGUUUUUUUCACUAAGAUUAAUUAUUUUAAUUAAUUCUAAAAAAUUUCAUUGUUUUUUGUAUGAAGAUCAGUAAGAUUUUUUCUCUAUGCUAUAUAUUAGACUAUUAAUUAUGGUCAGUUUAAUGAAGUUCAAAAAUAUGAAUGGAAGAUACAUGAAGAAAUUGAAUUAAUAGAGGUUUAUAAUUAUUGGGACUGUUUAGUGUAGAAAACGGUGCAUACAGUAUUAUUGGAAAUCAAAAUGAUUAUUAAUAACACAAUAUUAAAUGUUUUAAAUAUGUUUGAGAAAAUUAUUAAAAAAUCAACAUUUAUGAAAGAGAUGGAGUAUAAACUUUUGGUUAAUACAAUAUUGUGAAUGGUAAAGUGUUCUGGUAAAUAUGAUAUGACAUAUCCAAAUGAUUAUGCCAGAAGAUUGCCUUUGCUUAGUUGGCUAUAUUAACCUCUAACGAAAAUUAGUUGAUGGAUAUUUUGAAUUUACCAUUUGAUAUUUAGAUUGUAUACUUUUAUAUUUACACCGACCG
Messenger RNA from Arabidopsis lyrata subsp. lyrata, 1094 nucleotides. Its product is annotated as ethylene-responsive transcription factor ERF122. Gene Ontology annotation, biological process: regulation of DNA-templated transcription. Lineage: Eukaryota; Viridiplantae; Streptophyta; Magnoliopsida; Brassicales; Brassicaceae. The record is from RefSeq and is a predicted model, not a curated record. Gene Ontology annotation, molecular function: DNA binding; DNA-binding transcription factor activity.